Molecule: messenger RNA, 1167 nt
Organism: Acyrthosiphon pisum (pea aphid)
Lineage: Eukaryota; Metazoa; Arthropoda; Insecta; Hemiptera; Aphididae
Product: putative gustatory receptor 28b
Exons: 4
Coding region: 1-1167 (388 amino acids)
Biological process (GO): male courtship behavior; chemosensory behavior; sensory perception of taste
Cellular component (GO): membrane; neuronal cell body; axon
Source: RefSeq, a predicted model, not a curated record
AUGAAUAACGGCGCUUGGAGGUUGUUCUGGAAACGGCUCAUCUUGGUGGUUGCGGCUGCCGCUCUGAUGACGAGUUGCGUGUUCAACUUCGUCACGGCGCCGCUGAUCAUGUGCCUGAUGGACGGCGGGUGCGAGGAGGUGUCGGUCACCUCGUUGCGGGGAAUGUACGCCCGGACGAUAGCCGUAGCGUGUUUCGCGUCGGCGUCCGCGUUGCUGUGCAAGUACGGUACGACGAUGUCCAUCUACAAGCAGACGAUGGAGGCGCACGACGUGUACUCACCGACGACGGAGGCCGAGCGCCGGGACCGCGCGCUGUUCUGCGUCCUCUACGUCACGCUGUGCAUGUCCGUCACGCUGCCCAUCAACGCGCUGAGACUGUCGCUGCUGUACCGCAACCGGUCAGACCCGAUCGUGUUGGUGUUCUUCGUAUUUAUGUACCUGGAGAACGUGGUCAUGUGUCUGGGCGAGACGUGCUUCGUGACGUGGUGCCGCACGCUGAGCAACAAGUUUCUCGUGAUCAACCGGGACCUGCAGCUGCUUGGCGAGGAGAUGGCCACGGUCAACGAUACGGCGGCGGGUAAAUCGAUAACCACCGCUUUGAUCGCGACGACGGUCACCACCGCCGCUGCCGGACGACGGGUUACCUACGGAGGAGAUUUCUACGGUGGUCCCCGCGAACAGUCGAUCGCCAACGCCGUGGAGGUGAUACGAAUCCGGCACCAGCUGAUCCGGGACGCCUUGUCCGUGCUCGUCGACCUGUUUGGCCUCCCGGUGGGCCUGUCGCUGCUCACGUUGGGCGUGAUGACGCUGUUCGACAUCUAUUACCAGGUGUCCGACAUCAUGGGAGCUGACUCGAGGCUGAUGAUUUUCAUUUAUAUCUGGUUGUUGCAGUAUACCAUCAGAUUUUCCACAAUCGUUUUGACGGCGCACUACACAACCAAACAGGCACUCAAAUCAAAAAUAUUUAUUACGGAUAUAAACAAUCGUUAUUUAGACAGUAAUACAAAAGAAGAGUUACAGAUAUUCCUUAAUCAACUUUCAAAUUGUUCGAUUGAAAUUACUGCUUACGAUUUCAUUACUUUAAACACUCAUCUGAUAACGUCUGCGAUUGUAGCUGGAACAACAUACCUCGUAAUAUUAUUACAGUUUGAUUCAAAUGAUGAUUAA